Molecule: messenger RNA, 1560 nt
Organism: Lactuca sativa (garden lettuce)
Lineage: Eukaryota; Viridiplantae; Streptophyta; Magnoliopsida; Asterales; Asteraceae
Source: RefSeq, a predicted model, not a curated record
UACUCCCAUAAAAUCAGGAAUCUUCAAAACUAAUAACUAUAUCUUUCUCCGAAAUUAUCGGUACCUUGAAUCUCUAAAAAAUAAAUUUACAUUCGUGAGCAACUCCGGCUCAACCCUCUUGUCGCUGCUCUACCUUCACCGCCAUUUUAUGCACAAACCGUUCAUUUAAGCACACCUCUUUUUCUCUCCAAACCUCUUUUGAUCUAUCAAACCGUACUAUAAAAUCUCACAAUCUGGCCUUCCAUCUUCAAGCCGAGAAAUCAGUUACUAAUAACCAAUAUUUUGGGGUUGAUUAGCAAGAUUCAACAAAAUUAUGAAGGGGCUAAAAUUAGAGUUAGAAAAAGCUUCUCCUUCUUUGAGGAGCAAUGCAGUUUACUUUAGGGAUUCACACAUUAAUGGAUUUCCAUAGAUGUCCUUUUUUUGGAUUGCAUUGCUCCAUCUCAUGGCUGCUGUGAUGGGCCAUGGAGGUGACGGUGGUGACGAGCCACUACAUCCGUUCGGUGGAGGUUUUGGUGAUCACCAGAACGAUGAUUGGGGAGGUAUACGAAUGUUUCAUUUGGGAGGUUGGGAGCUAUAUGUGGCGGAACAUCGGUUUUGAUAAAGACACAUGGACAGACGUUUCCGAAGCCGAAAGGGUUGGAAUGUUGCAGUUUCUUUUGAGAUGGUUUGAUUUUGAUGCGAUUACAAAUCAUCACAUGGCUCCAACUUGUUGGGCGUCACUGAACAAUCGGAUAUGUGCGCGGUAUAGAGGCCGCAAAAAUAUUGCAAAUAACCGUUUGAUUGAUUUUGCAGGGGAUGUGAAGGCAGCAAGGGCUCAAGCCCCUACGGGUAUGGAUCGGCAGCGUUGGAAUGCUGCGAUUGACCAUUUCUUAAUGGAAAAACAUCAAAAACGAUCCGCUGGAAACAGAGAAUGCCAGAAGAAGCAAGUAGUGAAGAAUCGUGGAGGGACCUGCAGCUACGGUAGUGUUUGUUUCAAGAAAACUUGAAGUAUUUCAUGGUGCGCAUGUGAAUAAAAAAGGGGAAUUUGUUGAUCCUUUGGUUGAAGAGCAAUAUAAUGCCUUAGUUGCUGAGGUUGCUCUACAGACUCAUCACAUAGCCGACUCUGGUGGUGAUCCAGACACUAUUGAUUGGAUCGCAAUAUUUGAGAAGGUGUUGGGUACAUGAAGGGGGAAUGUGAAAGGCAUUGGGCCUAAAGCUUCUUCAGCCGCGGGUACAAGUGCUCCAUCCCAAUGACAGUCACAGUCACGAGCACCGCAACCAACACAGGAUGUUGAUGUGAAUGCUUUUUUUCGAAACCCGAGAUUUGUGAUGGCCAUUGGAGACAUUAUCCGCUCCUUUAAAAACCAAGUCAACAACAACGAGGAAAACAGUGAUGGGGAAGACGAAGGCGAAGACACAUAAUAUUUAUUGUUUUAUGUUAUGGAUGAUGUUAUUUUGGAUAUAUUAGAUAGUUUAUGGAUUAUAUAUUAGAUGUUUAUUUGAGAUUUAUUAGAUAUGUAAUAUGGUAUGUUUGAUGUUUUAUGUAAUGUGGUAUGUGUUUAUUAAUGUUAUUUUAUUAAA